ACGCGCGGCAUCACCGCGCUCCGGCUCAAGACUCGGACCAUGUGGAUCGCCGCUGUGGCCAUCGCGUCACUUUACGGAGUGAUCACGGUGGCGGGAUUGAUCGGGAACAUCACGCUCGUCAAAACGUUUUGCUGUGCGAAGUCCAGCAGCCUCAGCCUGUCCAAGGUGCUGAUGUCGAGUCUGGCGCUUGGAGACGCGGCGCUACUGGUGACCUGCGCUCCGGUGGACGUCAGCCGCUACCUGUGGGACCGGUGGCUGUUCGGCAGGGUGGGCUGUAAAGUCAUCCCCUUCAUCCAGAUCACCUCGGUCGGAGUGUCUGUGUUCACGCUCACAGCUCUGUCUGCCGACAGGUACAAAGCCAUAGUCAAGCCCUUGGACAGUCAAACCUCCAGCACCACUUCCAGGAUUGUCCUGAAGGUGGCGCUCAUCUGGCUCUUCUCUCUGGUACUGGCUGUUCCUGAGGCGGUCUAUUCUGACCUCCACACCUUCAACAUCACCUCCACUGAGAGCUUUGUCACAUGUGCCCCCUAUCCCCCUACCGGGGAGCUGCACCCCAAGAUCCACUCCAUGGCUUCAUUCCUGAUUUUUUAUUUAAUUCCCCUGCUGGUGAUUUCUGUGUACUACACUUUCAUCGCUUGCAGCCUAAUGAAGAGUGCCUCAAACCUGCCUGUGGAAGGAAACAUUUACACCAGACGACAGGUUGAAUCCAGAAAGCGGCUGGCCAAGACAGUGCUGGUGUUUGUGAUCCUGUUUGCAGUAUGUUGGCUACCGAGUCACGUCAUCUACUUAUACCGCUCCUAUCACUACUCCCAGGUGGACACCUCACUAGUUCACUUCGUGUGCAGUGUCAUAGCUCGGAUGCUGGCGUUCACCAACUCCUGCCUCAAUCCCUUUGCUAUUUACCUGCUGAGCAAGACAUUCCAGAAACAGUUCAACCGGCAGCUCUGCUGUUGCUGUUGUAUGAUCCUGAGACACUCAUCACGGAGCCACAUGCAUCACGCUACACGUGUGACCUCAGUUCGCAGCUCACAUCACUCUGUGGGGAGUCUGAGUAUGAUCGAUGACAGGCAAGUCUUUCAUGAGGAUUCUGUGUAG
Messenger RNA from Thalassophryne amazonica, 1095 nucleotides. RefSeq names its product gastrin-releasing peptide receptor (gene grpr). Gene Ontology annotation, molecular function: G protein-coupled peptide receptor activity. Lineage: Eukaryota; Metazoa; Chordata; Actinopteri; Batrachoidiformes; Batrachoididae. The transcript is spliced from 4 exons. Gene Ontology annotation, cellular component: membrane. Bases 40 to 1095 code for a protein of 351 amino acids. The record is from RefSeq and is a predicted model, not a curated record. Gene Ontology annotation, biological process: G protein-coupled receptor signaling pathway.